ACACCUCGUGAAGAGUAGAGCAGAGCAGCAGUUUACAGGGUAUCCUCAGCACUCGAUAAUACUUCAUCAUGAACACCGAUUUAAAAGCCUUGGAAUUGCUCUUCCAACGUCCUUUGGAACCAGUGUUUACCACUCGCGAUCAGGGCAAGACUGUCUUUGAUCUGCCCGAGAGUUUCUACACGGAUCGUUAUCGCAAUAACUCCGAGGAGGUGGCCAAUCGAUUCUCGCAGAAUGUGCAGACAAGAAUUCCACUGCGUGAGCUGACCUCAGUGCCCAAUCUGGAUUUCGCUGCCAAGCUGGGCAGGAAGCACCAAUUCUCGCUGUUCAACUCUCUGCACAGGGAAAUCGCCAGUCAACUGGUUAAGCUGUACUUGGAUGCACCCAAUCUACAGCAAUUCGUGUCCCUGGCUGCCUACACCAAGGAUCGUCUGAAUCCAGUGCUCUUCCAGUACAGUUACGCUGUUGCUGUGGCCCAUCGUCCCGAUACACGUGAAGUGCCCAUUCCCAACAUCUCGCAGGUCUUCCCAAGCAACUUCAUUGAGCCAUCCGCUUUCCAGGAUGCCCGCCAAGAGGCGUCCGUCGUUGAAAAGAACGGCAACCGUGCACCGAUCACGAUUCCCGACAAUUACACGGCUUCCGAUCGCGAGGAUGAGCAACGUUUGGCCUAUUUCCGUGAGGAUAUUGGCGUGAACAGUCAUCAUUGGCACUGGCAUUUGGUUUAUCCGGCCAGCGGUCCCGCUACAGUCGUCAACAAGGAUCGUCGUGGCGAACUCUUCUACUACAUGCAUCAUCAGAUCCUCGCCCGCUACAAUGUCGAGCGUUUCUGCAACAAUCUGAAGCGUGUGCUGCCCCUGAACAAUCUGCGCGAGGAAAUCAUCGAGGGCUAUUUCCCCAAGAUCCUGUCGAGCGUCAACAAUCGCACCUAUCCGGCUCGCAUCUCUAAUCAGCUGCUCCGUGACGUCGAUCGUCCAGAUGGAUCCAUUGAGAUCUCCGAUGUCGAGCGCUGGCGCGAUCGUGUCCUGGCUGCCAUUGAUCAGGGCUUUGUCGAGGAUACCAAGGGCACUCGCAUUCCGCUGGACGAGAAGCGUGGCAUCGAUAUUCUGGGCAAUCUGGUUGAGGCGGCGCCAUCUCUCUCCGUCAACAUGCAGUACUAUGGCAAUUUGCACAACCAGGGACACAAUAUCAUCUCGUUUGCCCACGAUCCUGAUGCACGCCACUUGGAGGACUUUGGCGUCAUGGGUGACGUGACGACAGCUAUGCGUGAUCCCAUCUUCUACAGAUGGCACGGAUUCAUCGACAACGUGUUCAACAAGCACAAGGCUUUGCUGCCCGUCUAUACCAACGAUGAGCUCAGCUUCAAUGGUAUCAAUGUGACCUAUGUGGAGGCCAAGAUUGGCGCUGGUCCCGCUCGUCCCAAUACGCUGUUGACCUAUUGGCAGCGUUCGACUGCUAAUCUGGCCGCUGGUCUGGACUUUGGUCCAGUUGAGGAUGACACCAUUGGGGCUAAUUUCAGACAUUUGCAAAACGCACCUUGGACUUACACGUUCAACGUUACGAACUCUGGAGCUAGACGUACGGCAACCUGCCGCAUUUUCAUCUGUCCCAAGACCGAUGAACGCAAUCAGCCGCUGCGUCUGGAGGAGCAACGUCUCAUGGCCAUUGAAAUGGACAAGUUUACUGCCGAGCUGAUGCCUGGCGAGAAUACGGUGCGUCGUGAGUCGACCCAGUCAUCGGUGGCGAUUCCCUUCGAGCGUUCGUUCCGUGCUGUUGGUGUCAACUAUCAGCCAACUGCAGCCGAUGAGCUGGCUCGCUUCCGUUUCUGCGGCUGCGGCUGGCCACAGCAUCUGCUGCUGCCCAAGGGCAAGCCCGAAGGCAUGCUCUUCGAUCUGUUUGUGAUGUUCUCGGACUAUGCCAACGAAGCGGUGGCACAGCCAACCAACACUCCCAAUGAUGCCUGCAGCACUGCGUAUUCGUUCUGCGGUCUCAAGGAUAAACUGUAUCCCGAUGCGCGUACCAUGGGCUUCCCAUUCGAUAGGCGUCUACCCAAUGAUAAUCUCACUGACUUUGUUGGCGCCUUCUCGAACAUGGCCAAGACCGAUUUGACGAUUAGGUUCAACGACAAGCUGGUCGGUUAACCGUGUUGACAACCCCAUAAGCGAAUCAUUUCCAUUUACCCCAGCAUAUACCUCUUAUAUAUACUCAACUAUAUAAUCUACAUUUUGUACUGCAAUAAUAAAAGCUGUAGCUUCUUGUUACAA
Molecule: messenger RNA, 2258 nt
Organism: Drosophila albomicans
Lineage: Eukaryota; Metazoa; Arthropoda; Insecta; Diptera; Drosophilidae
Product: phenoloxidase 2
Exons: 5
Coding region: 69-2135 (688 amino acids)
Molecular function (GO): oxidoreductase activity
Source: RefSeq, a predicted model, not a curated record